Galleria mellonella (greater wax moth) is the source of this 4125-nucleotide messenger RNA. It is a transcript of the gene pigeon, whose product is annotated as protein pigeon. The transcript is spliced from 14 exons. The record is from RefSeq and is a predicted model, not a curated record. Gene Ontology annotation, cellular component: trans-Golgi network. NCBI's taxonomy places the organism in Eukaryota, Metazoa, Arthropoda, Insecta, Lepidoptera, Pyralidae. Bases 156 to 2969 code for a protein of 937 amino acids. Gene Ontology annotation, biological process: positive regulation of amyloid-beta formation.
ACAACUUCGCGUCACACUACAGCUGGGCGCCAGCUGAUAGAAAAUUGAGCGAGAAAAGUCAAUAAAGAACGCUUCUAUAUUGAUAACGUGGCCUAUAGUGCCAUAUUUUAGAGUUAUGUGAAUAACAGGUGUAGUUAAGGAAAACAUUAUUUACAAUGGCUGUGCAAAACAUCGCAGUGAAAUUAUGUGGUGUACUCCAGACGCAAUCAGAUGAAGAAGUAACGGCUCGUGAGUGGCGCCUAUUGGGGCAAGAACAGGAUGGGUCACAAGUUUUAUCCUGGGUCUCGAAUAAUGAUUGCAACGAAGUGCUCAACAUUGGUGUUUAUUUCAACAAAACUAAAACUCUCACUACUCUCUACACCUUCCAACAAAAACUAAACAUAAUACAAGCAUCAGUGAAUGCUACUCACAGUCUGCUGGUGUAUGUUGUAAAACAGCUACCUAUUGAAGACAGUGAAAUAGAACAGCCUCAGUAUUGCCCUUAUUUAAUAUGUCUACUUCCUGGUAAAGAAAACAGUCCAGUGGAGGUGGAAAAAGGCUCUAUGAAACAGAUAAUGGUCCAGUAUGUGUAUGGCAAGAGUAAUAAAUACAGCCCAGGAAUAAGGAAUGAUCGGUUUCUUCUUUUCAAACAUUUAGAAUGUAUUAAAAUCUACCGCACACCAUUAUUUUUGAAUGAGUGUGAUGAUGGAACAGAGAAAUGGGGUUUUGAUGGUAUCUAUCCAGAACCAGAGACUAUUGUGAAGGUGUUCUCAUGGGCGCAGUGGGAUUGUGCUAAUCAGGUGCUCUACUACAUACACUAUCGGCCGCCGACACAAAGCUUCGCCGAAGGGGAAGAGAUUAAAUCGCCUUCCGAAGCGACACCGACACUUUCAGCUCUCCAGUUCCACGCUGAUUUACCUCACGAGACUGUGCUGAACAUUCCGCUGAGCCUGCCGCACGUGUCGAGUUCUUCCGAGGGCGCCGCGUGCGGUGCGUACGAGGACGACCCGGUGCCACUGCGCGUGCACGAUUGCAGCCUCGACCUGCAGAUCGUGUGCGACCAGCGCGGCGUGCUAUGCAUAUGCCAUCACUAUCUGUAUAAGCCUCUAGAUGACUCAACCACAUCACUAGUGCUGGAAGACAGCGCGGACCUAAAGGACUCGGGCGUGAACUUCGCCUACUCCAUAACGUUGCUGCAACAUGGUACCGUGGUGCAUUGCGUGGUGCCUGACCUGCCGUGGACGCGAGCCAAGUCGCUGAGGCCUUCAUAUACUUUGUAUGCAGAAAACCACCUCCUAGUCAACAUCCCAAUGUUAUUCACGCACCUCAUCGACAUCAGCUUGCACCACGAGCCGUGCUGCCACAUCGUCAUACCGAUGGAGGACUGUGACAGUGGGCCCAGCCUCGCCCCGCUGCUGGGCUGGGGACCCCACGCCAUGGUCGACCUCAACACCUUAGAUGUAGUGGUGAUGACGGUCCAAGAGAAAGAUAUUACAGCAACGUUCAAGAGUAACACAGCUGUGGAGAACAAACUGGCAAUUAUGCAUUACUUGAUACAGCACGAGGGCAAUAUGGAGCUGGCUGAGGAGCUUAUAUCGUGGAUGUGCGUGAAUCAGCGUGAGGGUUUGGGCGCGCUGCAGCACGUGAUGCAGGAAUUCCUAAUUGGCACCACGUACGCCGUAACAAGACGUUCAUUGCCCACAUCUGCCCUGAGUCUCAUGAGGAUGCUGCCGUUCACGUUGCAUCUCAAGUUCGCCGAUGUCAAGGUGGGCGCGACGAGCGUGUCGGCGAGCCAGGAGCAGCUGUGGGGCAGCAGCGCGGCGGUGCUGGCGCCGCGGCAGCGCGUGUGCCAGUUCGCGGAGGACGUGUGGACGCGCGUCUGGGCCGCGCUCAGCGCCGCGCCCGCGCCGCGCCUGCGCCCGCGCGCCGUGCUCGACAAGCUGCGCCUCAGCCUGCCCUGCUACCAGCCGGAAGCGUUGUCACGAUGCAGCACACCGCUUUCGCCCAUGGGAGGGUGCGUCGGGGGAAUUGGGGGCGCGGGUGGUAUAGGCGGUGGGGGAGCGGGUUCUGCGCCAUCGCAACGUCGUGCCACGCACCACGACCUGCUGCCGUUCUUCGAGGUCGACGUGUGCACUGCCAGCAAGCAGGAGCACGUUAUUGCUGCGAACCUGCGGGAAGUGAGCGUACACCUGAUGCGGUCGAGCGGCGACAGGGCGCGGGGCGGGGGUGUGUCGGGGCCGGGGGCGGGGGCGGGUGCAGGGGCGGGGGCAGGGGGCGGACUGGAGAGCGGCGUGCACGCGCUGGCCACGCGCUGGGCGGCCGCGCAGCUGGACGCGUCGCGGGCAUUGUGCCGCGCCGUCACGCGCGCCGCCGCCGCCGCGCCGCACCACCACCAGCACAGGGGAUUCACAUUCAUCGAUGAAAUGGAGCCGACGCACGCGUUCAUCCUGUUCAAACUGCUGGAGCAGUACUACCUGGCGACGGACUCGAUCGCGUUCCCUCUCCCGGCCGGGUUCAGCUCGUUCUUCACGUACCUCGGCUACCGUACGCUGCCGUUCCACGCGUUCGUACAGUACGUGCACCGGAACGUGUUCGAAUUGCAGAUCGACGUGCUCAAGGCCAUUAUUGCUUGUAAAGAUGACAGUGAGAAAACGGUGAGCAAUAAGCUCCGUUUAAUCCAACUAGUGGGUGAAGGACGCGGGCGCCGCGCGCUAGCAGCGUGGCCGCAUAAGCGUGCUCUCCUGCUUCGCGCGCGUGAUCACGCCGCCUGCUUGCUGAGCGGCGGACAGGCAGUGGGGACGGCUGGCACCGCUGCCAGGCACCGCCCCGUGCGCGACGCUGGUAUAGCAGCGCUGCCGUCCGGCGAGCGUUUAUCACCACUGGAUACAUUUUUGGAUCUGUUGACAGCGAAGGCGAGUCUCAAUGAACUCGACUUCAACCUAAUCAUAGAAGCAACAUUAGCAUCCGUGCAGCAAGACGCGACCGCAUAAUGUACUUAUGUUUAUUGACCUCCAACCAUACGAUUAAAUACACUCCUAUGAAAUAACUCUUCUUUGCAUAAUGGUGGAAAUUAUGACAUUGAAUGCCCAAAAAUUAUUUAAAAGAACAAGUUCACUUUAAGUUGAUCGUGUCUGGAUACCUUUUUAAUGUCUAUUGCAGAAAAAAAAAACAUAGCUGUCAAAUUUAUUUUUUUAAACCAUUUUUCCUUUAAUUUUGAAUAUGAAUUAUUUCUCCAAUAAAUAAAAAAAAAACAUGCAUAGAAGGCUUAAAUAAUAAUAAUAUAUAAUUUACACGUCCUAUUAGAGCUAAAUGAGUGGGCAUGCAAGCGACAAAUAUUGUACAAGCAAUGGGAGAAUGUGUUUCGCUUACAAUCACGCGUUGCGUCAUAUCUUAAAAAUUAUUAUUGAAUAAAUGUAAACGAAUUUGUGGUAACGUUUCCAAAGUAUGCGGUUUUAAAGGAGAUAUUGUUAUGGUAUUUCUGAAUUCUAUAUGAAAUUGUCAUUUUUAUCUGUAAUGAAAAGGGUCAUGCCGGAUAUGACACACGUGGAGCGUUUGUUUAAUUGUUUUGAGUUACUACCGUAAUAUGUUAAUCCUUGUCAACUUUGUGACGAUAAUUGUCUAGAUUUAUAAGUAAUUUUUUGUGAUUUGAACAUUACAUGUCCUAUAAUUUCACUGCCAUAUCUUAAUCUUUGAUUUUUUUUCUGUUUCUUCAGAGAUUCAAUUGUUUUUAUUAAUUUUGAAUUUGUUAUAACAGGAUAGUUCUUAGUUGUGUUUGAUGUUACUAUAGGGAGUCUUAAUAGCAGACUAUAUAUAUAAUUCUUUGUUAAUUUGCGACGUCAUAAGCACUGCUUAUUUGUUUGUAUUGUACAGUCGAAAAUCUAAUAAUACGCAGUUGAUGAUUAUUACUAAAAGAAAAAUAUAAUAAAAAAUACAAACUAUGUAGAAUUAUUAAUCUAGUAUUAUCAUGUCUAGAUUGUGGUUUGCUUUAAAUUUAUUUAAUAACUCCUGUAUAUCGCAUCGUUAGACACUUUCUAUAUCACCUUUUAUAAUGGUAAAGUUAGACUAGUUAUUUUGAAAACCAAAGAAAAGCUCAAAGAUGCUUUGUUGUUUAAUUAUCUAUGACAUUCCAUACUUGUGCAAUAUUUU